Pistacia vera is the source of this 630-nucleotide messenger RNA. RefSeq names its product zinc finger A20 and AN1 domain-containing stress-associated protein 1-like. The record is from RefSeq and is a predicted model, not a curated record. The coding region runs from base 1 to 630 and encodes 209 amino acids. Lineage: Eukaryota; Viridiplantae; Streptophyta; Magnoliopsida; Sapindales; Anacardiaceae. Gene Ontology annotation, molecular function: zinc ion binding; DNA binding. The transcript has a single exon.
AUGAGUUCUCAAGAAAACGAUAGAACCAGCCGGAACCCAUGUGCUAAUGGCUGUGGCUCCUUGGUCCCUGCUGAAAACUCGAAUUACUGUAACAAUUGUUUCAAGCUUCUUCUUGCGGAGGAACAAGCUGCCGUUACAGCGGCAGAAAGGGCGGAGGCUGCAUACUCAAACGAAACAAAUCCAGGUGAAAAUUGGGUCAGAGCACAGAUGUCAACAAUUACCCUGGAGGAAUGGAUAUCUAUGAUCAGAAGAAAAGAACGUGCCAGGCAAUUUGAGGAUUCGCCACUUUCGUUCUCUGAACUACUAGAUAUCACUCGAAGAAAUGACCGGGGUGAUGAGUUGGAUACUAUGGACAGUUCUUCUACAGUCCCUCCACCAUUGACGCUCGGUUCAGAAAGUAAAGAGUGCUCAAGAAGUGGUGAGGUUGAGCAGGCCAGAGUGGUGAGAUGUCCAGUUUGCAGGAAGAAAGUUGGACCGAUGAAAUAUAAGUGCAAGUGUGGUGGAGUUUUCUGUAUAUUUCAUCGUCUUUCGGAAGACCACGAAUGCUGCUAUGAUUAUAAGGCUUUGGGUCGUCAAGCAAUUGCCAAAGCAAAUCCUGUUAUUAAAAGACAUAAAUUGAAGACUAUUUGA